AUGGAAAAGUUUCUUAAAAGAUCCUUCACACCAGCACCUAAAGAAAAUUUGGAUGAUUUACCAUGGGAUCCUGCUAAAAGGAAAAAAAUCAAUGCAUAUGAUUCAAAUCAAAGAGACGAGAUAAGGCGCAAGUAUCUAGCUAGAGGUCCUUGUAAACCGUAUGGUCAUAAUUUUCCGAAAAAGAUGAUCUCAAAUUCUUUGAGACGGUUUAGUCCUACUUGGUUUGAUCAGUAUGGUACUUGGCUUGAGUACAGCGUAUCGACAGAUAGAGCUUAUUGUUUGUGUUGUUACUUGUUUCGAGAUGACAUACAUAAGCAAGGUGGGAAUGAUACGUUCGUGACAGAAGGUUUUUCUAGCUGGAAUAAAUCUGAGAGAUUUGCUACUCAUGUGGGUGGUCUAAAUAGCUUUCACAAUAUUGCAGUCAAGAUGUGUGAUUCUUUGAUGAAUCAAAAACAGUCCAUUACCCAAGCUUUUUAUAAGCAUGAUGAUGUGGUCAAAAACGAAUAUCGUCUUCGGUUGAAUGCUUCAGUUGAUGCUUCUAGAUAUUUGCUACGACAAGGAAUACCUUUUCGUGCUCAUGAUGAGUCAGAAGAUGCUGGUAAUAAAGGGAACUUUCUGGAACUUAUAAGGUAUACCGCAGACCAGAACGAAGCGGUAAGUAAAGUUGUUUUGGAAAAUGCUCCAAAAAAUAACCAGAUGACUUCUCCACCGAUCCAGAAAGACAUUGUCCAUUGUUUUGCAGAAGAAGUCGUGAAAUCUAUUAUUGAAGAAGUUGGUCAUGGUGUUUUUGGUCUACUGGUGGAUGAAUCUGCUGAUAUUUCUCACAAGGAACAAAUGGCUAUUGUGUUGCGCUUUGUCGAUAAGAACGGAACAAUCAAAGAAAGAUUUAUUGGUGUGGUUCAUGUAAAAGAAACUUCUUCUUUGACACUUAAGCUAGCUAUCGAUGGUUUGUUUGCUAAGUAUGGAUUGAGCUUGAAAAAUGUAAGAGGCCAAGGUUAUGAUGGAGCGAGUAAUAUGAAGGGUGAAUUCAAUGGUCUUCGGGCUUUGAUUUUGAGGGAAAACAGUUCAAGCUACUAUGUUCAUUGCUUUGCUCAUCAGCUUCAGUUGGUAGUAGUGGCAGUCGCGAAGAAACAUUUUGAAGUUGGUGAGUUUUUUGAUAUGAUUUCUACAUUGUUGAAUGUAGUUGGGGCUUCCUGCAAACGACAAGAUGAACUUAAAGAAAAAUACCGUAAGGAGAUCGAAAAAGGUAUUAGCAGUGGUGAAAUUAGCACUGGAAAAGGGAAGAAUCAAGAGCGUUCUCUUCCAAGGCCAUCAAAUACUCGUUGGGGUUCUCAUCAUAAGACAUUAGUGCGUCUGGUCGAGUUGUUUUCAAUUGUUAUUGAGGUGCUUGAAUAUAUCCAGAAUGAAGGCCUUGAUGACUCAAAGAAACGACAAGCAUAUGGUCUUAUUAAGUACUUGUGUACUUUUGAUUUUGUCUUCUAUAUGCAACUGAUGCUGCUUAUUUUGGGACUAACAGAAAAUUUAUCCAUGGCUUUGCAACAAAAAAAUCAAGACAUUCUGAAUGCUGUUUCAUUGGUCGAAUCAACUAAGCGAGAACUGCAGAAGCUUAGAGAUGAUGGAUGGGAUUCUCUGAUUGUUAAAGUUUCUUUGUUCUGUAAGAAACAUGAUAUUGAAAUGAUCAUGAUGGAAGAUGGUUUUGUUGGUUCUGGGAGGCGACGAAAGAAAAGCAACAUAACCAAUUUGCAUCAUUAUAAGAUCAGUUGCUUCAAUGUUGUUCUGGAUCUGCAGCUGCAAGAGUUCAAUGAUCGUUUUACUGAGGUAAAUACCCAACUUCUUAUUUGUAUGGCUUCCUUAAGUCCUACAAAAUCGUUCAAGUUGUUUGACAAAGAGAACCUGAUAAAAUUGGUUGAGUUCUAUCCAGACGAUUUUAGUUUUUUUGAGCGUUCUUCUCUUGAGCAGCAACUUGACAUCUACAUUGAUAAUAUAAGAGAGGAUGGCCGAUUUAAUAACUUAGAGAGUCUUGGAGAUCUUUCUCGUUUGAUGGUUGAAACACAGAAACAUCUUGCACAUCCUCUAGUUUACAGACUUUUGAAGUUAGCACUAACUUUACCAGUUGCUACAGCAACUGUCGAGAGAUGUUUUUCUGCAAUGAAGUUUGUGAAGACGGCUUCGCGCAACCGGAUUGGAGAUCAGUUUUUAAGUGAUUGUCUUGUUUGCUAUAUUGAAAAAUAUUUGUUUGCAUCGGUUACAAAUGAAACAGUGGUGAAAAGGUUUCAAACCAUGGCUGAACGUAGAGUAUGUUUGUAA
Molecule: messenger RNA, 2307 nt
Organism: Raphanus sativus (radish)
Lineage: Eukaryota; Viridiplantae; Streptophyta; Magnoliopsida; Brassicales; Brassicaceae
Exons: 1
Coding region: 1-2307 (768 amino acids)
Molecular function (GO): protein dimerization activity
Source: RefSeq, a predicted model, not a curated record